This is a messenger RNA of Cydia splendana, 5925 nucleotides long. It is a transcript of the gene Sec24AB, whose product is annotated as protein transport protein Sec24A. The transcript is spliced from 16 exons. Gene Ontology annotation, biological process: endoplasmic reticulum to Golgi vesicle-mediated transport; intracellular protein transport; COPII-coated vesicle cargo loading. The record is from RefSeq and is a predicted model, not a curated record. Bases 198 to 4115 code for a protein of 1305 amino acids. NCBI's taxonomy places the organism in Eukaryota, Metazoa, Arthropoda, Insecta, Lepidoptera, Tortricidae. Gene Ontology annotation, molecular function: zinc ion binding; SNARE binding. Gene Ontology annotation, cellular component: endoplasmic reticulum exit site; COPII vesicle coat.
GACAUGUCAAAAAUCAAUUUGCAGAGGGCGCUGUAAAUUGCUCGGCCACGUAAGUCAGGGUCGUAUUUUUCUUGACUUUAUUGCUUUAAUUACGUUAUUUUACGCUCCCUUUUAAUAUGUGAAAACAGUGCAAUAGUGUAAAAGUGCGUGUACAGUUUUCUGUCUCAAUAUUCCGUUCCGAUCGCGAUUGAGGAACGAUGUCCAAUUUACCACCAAACCCGUAUAGCAACUUGCCCGGGGCUCCGCCGUCGAACGCCAACAUGGGGCUACAGCCACAGCUGUUCAAUCAGAUCCCUCCUCUCAGCCAGCUGCCUCCCGGCUAUGGACAAAAACAGGACACAAACUCAAACACUCCACAACACCUGCCAACGAUGCCCCAGAAUAACUUCGCCCGACAAGCUCCAAAUGUGAAUCAUUUCAAUCAAAGUGGAAGCAAUUCACCAGCAUUCAACAGUUCAGGAAUGAUGCCACCUGUGCAAACUAGUUUAGGCUCGUCUCCAAUAAGACCACCAUUAAAACCGAUGACUCCAACUGGAUACCAGAAUUCUCAGCAUGUUCCUCUCUCGUCAGCCAGCCCACAAACAGUGUCUAAUGCAAAUCCUUCUCCUAAUCCAUAUCCUCCUAACAUUCCACCUCAACAAAGACAGAUUAAUGACAAUGCACCUCCACUCAUUGCCUCUAGUCAGUUCCAACCUGUCAUGAAUGGUCCAGGUCCACAAAGCCAGUACCCAGUGUUUUCGAGUGCACCACAAACAGUGUUACCACCUAAUGUGAACAGUGCCUACAGACCUAUACUUGGACCACAAAUUCCAAAAGGAACGGGCUCUCCACUACCACCUGGCCCUCAAGCACCAGCCAGUCAAGCUAACAUACCAUUUUCUGGGCCUCUGCAACCAGGGCAGAUGAGAAGCAGCCCAUUAAUAUCUAGUCCUCCCUUGAGUAGUCCAUCAACAAGUGCUCCAAUCACAAAUGCACCUACAGCGGCUCCAUCAAAUGUGCCUUUAGGAGUGAAUGGACCAUCAAGCCAACCAGCGAGACAACCACAAGGUCCACCUAUAUCUGUGUCUAGUGUGGGGCCACCAAUGGCUCGUCCACCAAGUGGCCCACCAUCUACAGGUGGGUCAGUUCAUCCACCUGUUAGUGGUUCUCUUGGACCAGGCAUGCCACCAAAACAGAUGUUCCCAGGUCCUAAUUUAAAUGGACCUUCAGGACCAACACAACCUGCAAGACCACCUGGUUCUUUCCCUCCAGGUUCAUUCCCAGCUCCUAAUCAACCACCAUUGCAAGGUCCUCCUUCUGGACCACAGAGCUUACCACCUAUCAGUCUCCAAAGUUUACCACCUACAAGUCUACAUCAGUCUGGUGUGCCUAAAAUGCCACCUGGACCACCAGGACCUUUAAACAUGCAGUCUGGACCAACUAGCAUGCCCCCUGGUCCUUACAAUAUGCAACCAGGGCCCCCUAACAUGCCUCCCGGGCCUUCAAACAUGCAAUCUAGGCCUCUGGGACCUCCAAAUGUUCAACCUGGACUUCAUAACAUACCUCCAGGACCAAACAUGCAAGCAAGACCUGGCAUGCCCUCUGGGCCAAUACAAUCAGGAACCAAUGUGCCACCGGGAAUGCCGCCUAUGCCUGUACCUCAAAGCACGCCUGGAGUCCCAGCAGGGCCACCUAAGAGCAACAUGCAGAACAGAUAUCCACAAAUGCCUCAGAGCAACUUAAACAACCAGCCAAUGAUGCCUCCGCAACCUAGUAUGGCUCAACCUGGUAUGAACAGACAGUAUGCCCAACCACAAUACAAUGCUCAGCAGUAUAAUACCCAGGGUAUAACGCAGCAGAUGGGUCAGUUGAGCGUCACGAAACAAGGCUUUGACCAGCUCUGGGGUCACCAGAUGAUAGACUUGCUGCAGUGUACAAAUAUCUUGCCGGAGUACGCAGAGGAACCACCGGAGAUACGGCUCGGCCACCAGUUUGCAGAGUCAUCUAACUGCAGUCCAGAAAUCUUCCGGUGUACGAUAAACCGUAUACCCGAGACGAACAGUCUGCUGCAGAAGUCGCGCUUGCCCCUAGGAAUACUAAUCCAUCCAUUCAAGGAUCUCAAUCACCUCCCGGUAAUACAAUGCUCCACGAUAGUGCGGUGCCGCGCGUGCCGGACGUACAUCAACCCGUUCGUGUACUUCGUGGACGCGAAGCGAUGGAAGUGCAACCUGUGCUACCGGGUGAACGACUUACCCGAAGAAUUCCAAUACGACCCCGUGAGCAAGUCGUACGGCGACCCGACGCGGCGGCCCGAGAUCAAGUCCGCCACCAUCGAGUUCAUCGCGCCCGGCGAGUACAUGCUGCGCCCGCCGCAGCCCGCCGUCUAUCUCUUCCUGUUCGAUAUCUCGCAGAUCGCCAUGGACUCGGGGUACUUGCAAGUAGUAUGUGAGACCCUGAAGAACAACCUAGACCAGUUACCCGGCGACGCUCGCACGCAGGUGGGCUUCAUCUGCUACGACUCGCACGUGCACUACUACCUCAUGAGCGAGGGGCUCACGAGGCCUAAGGAGAUGACUGUGCUGGAUAUUGACGACAUAUUUUUGCCGUCCCCCGAGUCGCUACUAGUGAACCUGGGCGAGCGGAAGGAGCUCGUGAAGGAGCUGCUGGCCGUGCUGGGUGCGAGACACAGCGCCGGCGCCGCCGGGCCCUCCGCGCUGGGCGCCGCGCUGCAGGCCGGGUACAAGCUCAUGGCGCCGACAGGAGGUCGCAUCACAGUGUUCCAGACAUGUUUACCGACCAUCGGACCCGGGCGGUUAGAAUCAAGGGAAGACCCCAACGCGCGGUCAUCGAAAGAUGUGGCGCACUUAAAACCGGCCACGGACUUUUACAAACGCAUCGCGUUGGACUGCAGCGGAGCCCAAGUGGCCGUCGAUCUGUUCUUGCUCAGUUCGCAAUACAGCGAUUUGGCGACAUUAAGCGGCAUGAGCAAGUUCAGCGGCGGCACGGUGUACCACAUCCCGCUGUUCAAGGCGAGCCGCUCGUGGCAGGCCGCCACGCUGGAGCGGAUGCUCACACGGUACCUCACGAGGAAGAUCGGCUUCGAGGCCGUCAUGCGGGUCCGCGCCACGAGAGGUAUCUCCAUCCACACGUUCCACGGCAACUUCUUCGUUCGCUCCACGGACCUGCUGUCGCUGCCCAACGUGUCGCCGGACGCAGGCUUCGGCAUGCAGCUCGCGAUAGAAGAGUCGCUGUCCGAUCUACAGCAAGUCUGCUUCCAGGCCGCGCUCCUGUAUACUAGUAGUAAAGGUGAAAGAAGGAUACGAGUGCACACACUGGCGCUGCCCAUAGCCAACACACUCACGGACGUACUACACUCGGCGGACCAGAUGUGUAUUAUAGGACUACUUAGUAAAAUGGCCGUGGACCGAUGCGUGGACGCGUCCAUGUCGGAGGCGCGGGAAGCGCUGAUUAACGUGGCCAUCGACGCGCUGUCCGCGCACCGCCUGGCGCAGAACCUGCCCGCCGGCAGCGCCAGCUCCGCGCUGCACGCGCCGGCCUCGCUGCGCCUGCUGCCGCUGCUGCUGCUGGCCUUGCUCAAAAGGAAAGCGUUCCGAACAGGCACGUCGACGCGAUUAGACGAUCGCGUGGCCGACAUGUGCGACAUUAAGUCCCUACCACUACCACAACUAAUACGAGCCGCGUAUCCGCCUCUCUAUCCGAUACACGAGCUGUGUAAUAUGAGGGAAGAGGACCCCAUGCUGCCGCAGCUCAUGCUCAGUGCGCAGAGGAUAAACGCAAACGGCUGCUACCUUCUAGACGACCUAGACACGAUGAUCAUCUACGUGUGCCACGGCGUCUCCCCCGCCUACCUGUCAGAGACCUUCGGCGUGGCCGCCUUCAGCCAAUUACCUGACGAAGCCAGAAGUCUACCUGCUAUAGAGACGGACGCGAAUGAAACGCUGCACGCGUUCAUUGAGAAGCUUAAUGAAGACCGGCCCUAUGAGUCCGGGAUACUUGUUUUAAGAGACAACUCACCCUCGCGGCACCUGUUCAUCGAGCGGCUCGUCGACGACCGCAUGGAGUCCUCCUUCUCCUACUACGAGUUCUUACAACACGUCAAGCAGCAGGUCAAAUGAUAACGUCAACGAUUGACUAGACGCACACAACUGAAAGUGAAUCUUAUUGCUAAGACGUAAGGUCUACUAACGAGCGACGAGUUUGCGCGGCGGCGGCAUCGGCGAGCGGCGGCCAUAACCUCCUGAGUCCCUGAGGCCAUUAUAAAGGACUUAAUCCAAAUGGAAUUUUAAAUUAAAAUGGUAUAUAAGAAGGUUCCAAAUUCAAAACUGCAAUAAUGACAAGGGGGACUCAGGAGGAUAGGUUGAAGAGAGAAACGGCGAUCCGAUCUUUCGUUCUCAACUGCUGCGGCGGCCGUAGGUUGAAAUGAGACACAGCGAUCUGACCUUUCGUUCUCUAUGGCUGCCGCUCGUCGCUGUCGCUGCCGCGUGUAGUCGUGUCUAGGUCGUAAUGAUCAGUUGAGCGUAGUGUUGGUUAAGCCUCGGGUCCUUCGAGUCCUCUGUUUAAUACUCGACUCUGUUUUUCAGACUUAUAAUUAUGGCACCCAAGAUAUUUUCAACUUGUUAAAGACUUGAGUCUUCUGUAGAGACUUGAGUCCUUCUCAGAGAACACUCAUUAUUUUACAAAAAAUAUAAUCAUAAUGCACAUGGGUUAUUAGGUAAACAAAUCAUACAAUAACGCGUAGUUUCUUUACUAUAUUUUAGAUAGAACCUAUUAAAUUGUUGAUGGAGUCUUUAACCCUUAUGAGUUGCGCUUAAAAAAUAUUCAAUAUAUUUAGGACUGGGCGGAUUUCCGUAAAAACGAGUCGUGUAGUCUCCAUCAAAUAGAUCGGAGCAGCCAAGGUGGUCACAGAUAUCUCGACGCUCUUUUGCCAAGGCGUUAAAGUGCGUGUUCAGAUAUUUUUGAGCACCUCGGCCGCUCCGAUGUAUCUGAUAGCGACUGCACCAACACUAUAGUUAAUCGUGCGUCACACAUCGCUACGUGGCGUUGAGGUAUCGACAUUUCUGAAGAUUGUAGCUAUACAAAAGUUAUGUAGUGCUAGUUAUCUGUGCUUUGAAACACGGGUGUAUUUUGUCGGAUAAUUCAUUCGUUUGAACAAUACUUUUAUGAAAGCGAUUCUAUGUUGUUAUUUUAAGAAAUCUUACCUAUUCUUCGUAUUUAUUUUGCUUAUUAUAUUGACAGUUAAGAUUUCUUUCAGAAAUCGAUUAAAAAAAUGUUACUAGGACGGAUGUAUUUUCAAUGAAAAAUGUCUAUUAAACCUCGUUUAAAUUGCUAUUAAAUGAUACAUUGAAUCUUAUUAUCUUAGCUUAACUUAAAAAACAAUGCCUUAUAAGGACCACCCCACACUAGCGUCUUUUGAGCUAGUGUGGGGUGGCUCUAAAGCAUAUCGCGUGAAAGGGGGUUUUUAGAAAAGAUUGUACCGUUUACUUUUUUUUGAUAAACCAUCAACUUUUGGGUUAUUAGACUCAGAAUCACGAGUACUAUUGAAUGAGAAAAAAGAAAAAAGUGUCCCCAGUUUUUCAUACAAAUUUUGGGUGUCAGUUUUGUAAUGGUCCAUAUAAAAUCUAUGUAAAAAUGCGUUACUAAACUGCCAUUUUUUUUCUUUUUAAAUCGAUACUCCUCGUGAUUCUGAAUAGAAAUAACCCAACAGUUGAAUGAUUUUCGAAAAAAAGUAAAUAGUACAGUUUUAAGUGAAAAUGCCCGAAAACGUUACGUCAACGCUAUGUUAUCGAUGUGUACACGACUACAAUACCUACUAGCUGAACAAUAGCUAUCGGCCUUGACUGUGUUGAAUAAUUGUUCAAAUCUAAAAACGUGACACCUUCAUUGUAACAUUUAUCUAAGUUAUACGAAUUAUACUAUGGUUUAAAA